AUGUCCAUCAUUCCAAUCCCACAGCUCCCCACCAAUCACCAUGUCCAUCAUUCCAAUCCCACAGCUCCCCACCAAUCACCAUGUCCAUCAUUCCAGUCCCACAGCUCCCCACCAAUCAUCAUCUCCAUCAUUCCAAUCCCACAGCUCCCCACCAAUCAUCAUGUCCAUCAUUCCAGUCCCACAGCUCCCCACCAAUCACCAUCUCCAUCAUUCCAAUCCCACAGCUCCCCACCAAUCAUCAUCUUCAUCAAUCCAAUCCCACAGCUCUCCACCAAUCACCAUGUCCAUCAUUCCAGUCCCACAGCUCCCCACCAAUCACCAUCUCCAUCAUUCCAAUCCCACAGCUCCCCACCAAUCACCAUCUCCAUCAUUCCAAUCCCACAGCUCCCCACCAAUCACCAUGUCCAUCAUUCCAAUCCCACAGCUCCCCACCAAUCACCAUGUCCAUCAUUCCAGUCCCACAGCUCCCCACCAAUCACCAUGUCCAUCAUUCCAGUCCCACAGCUCCCCACCAAUCACCAUCUCUAUCAUUCCAAUCCCACAGCUCCCCACCAAUCAUCAUCUCCAUCAAUCCAAUCCCACAGCUCCCCACCAAUCACCAUGUCCAUCAUUCCAGUCCCACAGCUCCCCACCAAUCAUCAUCUCCAUCAUUCCAAUCCCACAGCUCCCCACCAAUCAUCAUCUCCAUCAAUCCAAUCCCACAGCUCCCCACCAAUCACCAUGUCCAUCAUUCCAGUCCCACAGCUCCCCACCAAUCACCAUCUCUAUCAUUCCAAUCCCACAGCUCCCCACCAAUCAUCAUCUCCAUCAUUCCAAUCCCACAGCUCCCCACCAAUCACCAUGUCCAUCAUUCCAGUCCCACAGCUCCCCACCAAUCACCAUGUCCAUCAUUCCAGUCCCACAGCUCCCCACCAAUCACCAUGUCCAUCAUUCCAGUCCCACAGCUCCCCACCAAUCAUCAUCUCCAUCAUUCCAAUCCCACAGCUCCCCACCAAUCAUCAUCUCCAUCAAUCCAAUCCCACAGCUCCCCACCAAUCACCAUGUCCAUCAUUCCAGUCCCACAGCUCCCCACCAAUCACCAUCUCUAUCAUUCCAAUCCCACAGCUCCCCACCAAUCAUCAUCUCCAUCAAUCCAAUCCCACAGCUCCCCACCAAUCACCAUGUCCAUCAUUUCAGUCCCACAGCUCCCCACCAAUCAUCAUCUCCAUCAUUCCAAUCCCACAGCUCCCCACCAAUCAUCAUCUCCAUCAAUCCAAUCCCACAGCUCCCCACCAAUCACCAUGUCCAUCAUUCCAGUCCCACAGCUCCCCACCAAUCAUCAUCUCCAUCAUUCCAAUCCCACAGCUCCCCACCAAUCACCAUGUCCAUCAUUCCAGUCCCACAGCUCCCCACCAAUCACCAUCUCCAUCAUUCCAGUCCCACAACUCCCCACCAAUCAUCAUCUCCAUCAUUCCAAUCCCACAGCUCCCCACCAAUCACCAUGUCCAUCAUUCCAGUCCCACAGCUCCCCACCGAUCAUCAUCUCCAUCAUUCCAGUCCCACAGCUCCCCACCAAUCACCAUGUCCAUCAUUCCAAUCCCACAGCUCCCCACCAAUCACCAUCUCCAUCAUGCCAAUCCCACAGCUCCCCACCAAUCACCAUGUCCAUCAUUCCAGUCCCACAGCUCCCCACCAAUCACCAUGUCCAUCAUUCCAGUUCCAAAGCUCCCCACCAAUCACCAUCUCCAUCAUUCCAAUCCCACAGCUCCCCACCAAUCACCAUCUCCAUCAAUCCAAUUCCACCGAAAAAUGUUGGCAUAA
Messenger RNA from Oncorhynchus masou masou (cherry salmon), 1800 nucleotides. RefSeq lists its product as uncharacterized. The transcript has a single exon. Bases 1 to 1800 code for a protein of 599 amino acids. NCBI's taxonomy places the organism in Eukaryota, Metazoa, Chordata, Actinopteri, Salmoniformes, Salmonidae. The record is from RefSeq and is a predicted model, not a curated record.